This is a messenger RNA of Entelurus aequoreus (snake pipefish), 3054 nucleotides long. It is a transcript of the gene st14, whose product is annotated as ST14 transmembrane serine protease matriptase. The transcript is spliced from 20 exons. Gene Ontology annotation, biological process: proteolysis; acrosome reaction. NCBI's taxonomy places the organism in Eukaryota, Metazoa, Chordata, Actinopteri, Syngnathiformes, Syngnathidae. The record is from RefSeq and is a predicted model, not a curated record. Gene Ontology annotation, molecular function: protein binding; serine-type endopeptidase activity. The coding region runs from base 183 to 2759 and encodes 858 amino acids.
UUUCAGCGUUCUUAGGCCGCGUCGACUGAGGAAGUGAUUGUUGGAUUUUUUUUAAGUUAUUGUUUGUUUUUCUACCGAAAAUCACUAACGACGGUUUUGUAAUUCUAACUUUUACAAGAAAAGUUGUCGAAAGAGCAGAAAAGGGAUUCCUAUUUCCUGUUGGUUUUCCAGCGCCUUGGACGAUGUAUGCCGCCAGAUACGACGGCCACAGUGAUCGCCAUGAGCGGAUCGACUUCCUGAGCAGCAAAGAGAAAGCCCAUUCCAAGCGGAAGCUGUGGGCUGUGAUAGGCAUUUUAUUGGCAGCCCUCAUCCUUGCUGCCGUAGCUGCUUUCCUAAUUUGGCUGUUUGUCUUUAAGGAGGCUGAAGAAGCCGCCAUCAGUAGGCAGACAACUCCUGCAGAGGUCGUGUUCAGUGGUCACAUGACGCUUCCAGAUGUCAAAUACAACCAGCAGCUGGAGGACACCAGCAGCCCCGAAUUUGAAGCACUGGCAGAUAAUCUGGAGGCAAUUCUGGAGGAAAACAUCAAGAAAGAUUCAUUCCUUGCUACGUACUACACAAAGUCUGUGGUCACAGCGUUCAGUGAGGGUGUGAUAGCUUACUAUUGGUCCCAGUUUGACAUCCCAGUGGAGGACCUGGAGUUUGUGCCAGAGCUGUCAGAGGAGCUGGUGUUAGAGACUCUGGAAAAUGGAAUAAAAGAUCAGCAAAGGCAAAGGACUACCGGCCAGAUGAAGAUCAAUGAAAUCACAGCCACACUCACCGACGCUCGCAUGGCCAGGAACCCCCGAGCCAAGGAGUGUUUUUUCCGACUGGAGGCUGAAGGAAAAGAAUCUGAGUUUUCAUCACCGGGCUUCCCCAGCGGCUACCCCCCGAGGUCUCGCUGUCAGUGGCAAAUCAGAGCCUCCGCUACAGACGCCAUCUCCGUCAAGUUCCCUUUCUUCUACGUGGAGGACGACUGCUCCGAUGACUUUGUGUCCAUUUAUGAUUCUUUGAGUCCAGAUGAAUCUCAGGCCAUCACAGAGAAGUGUGGUCAUAGGCCUCCCGCCAACCCUCUGGAGGUGGUGUCUUCUGGUAACAUCAUGCUAAUCAACCUGAUUACUGACAGUGAGGUCCAGCGACCCGGCUUCCGGGCAGUGUACAAAGCCAUCCCCAAAUCUGAGGUGACGCACUGUGGCGGUGAGCUCUCUGCAAGCACGGGAGUCUUCACCUCCCCUCUCCAUCCCAGCUUCUAUCCUCCAGCUGUGGACUGCAAGUGGACCAUUAAGGUCUCAGCUGGGAAAAAGGUGCGCUUGAGGUUCAACAUGUUCCGCAUGAAAGAGCCAGGAGUGGACAUCCGUCGAUGUCACAAAGAUUAUGUACAGAUUAUGGACAACAAAUAUUGUGGCGAGCUGUCCUCCUUGGCUGUGACCAGCACCACUAAUGUCCUAGAGGUGACCUUCCACUCUGAUGAGUCAUAUACCGACAAAGGUUUCAGUGCUAAAUACAGUGCCUACGAUCCUGGAAACCCUUGCCCCAACAUGUUUGCCUGCGAUUCUGGCAUUUGCAUCUCCAAAGAUCUUGCGUGUGAUGGCUGGAACGACUGUGGCGAUAUGAGCGAUGAAAAGAACUGCAAGUGCGACAAUGACCAGUUUGGUUGUCGUAACGGUCUGUGCAAACCUAAAAUGUGGGUGUGCGAUCGCGUUAACGACUGUGGUGACAACACUGACGAGGAAAGUUGCAGUUGUGAAGAGAACGAGUGGCGCUGUGGGAAUGGUGUGUGUCUGCCUCAGGACGUUGUGUGCGACACAAAGAUAGAUUGUGAGGAUGGCAGCGACGAGGCCUCGUGUGAAACCUCACCGGGUAUCUGCUCUGACUUCAGCUUCAAGUGUAAGAGCAGCGACUGUGUCAACAAGGUCAACGCCGAAUGUGACCGCGUCAAAGACUGCUCUGAUAACUCGGACGAGGCCAGCUGCAAUUGCGGCACUCGACCAUACAAGCUGAAUCGGAUCGUCGGAGGCCAGAAUGCCGAAUUCGGAGAAUGGCCUUGGCAGGUCAGCCUGCACUUCAUGACGUAUGGGCACGUUUGUGGGGCUUCCAUCCUCUCCGAGAAGUGGAUUCUUUCAGCUGCUCACUGCUUUGUCACCCACGACCCAGAGAACCACAUAGCAUCCAACUGGCAAGCGUACAGCGGCAUGCAGGACCAGUACAAGCAAGAUGGAGUCCAGCGCCGUGCCGUGAAGAGGAUCAUCAGCCACCCGGAUUACAACCAGAUGACCUUUGACUACGACAUCGCCCUGCUGGAGCUCAGCGAGCCUCUGGAAUUGUCUAAUACUAUCCAACCCAUCUGCCUACCCGCUUCCUCCCACGUCUUCCCUGCAGGCAUGUCCUGCUGGGUCACGGGUUGGGGCGCGCGCCGAGAAGGAGGUCAAAAGGCGCAGCUCCUGCAGAAGGCGUCGGUGAAGAUCAUCAACGACUCUGUGUGUAACGUGGUCACGGAGGGCCAGCUCACCUCCCGGAUGCUCUGCAGUGGUUUCUUGGCCGGAGGAGUUGAUGCAUGCCAGGGUGACUCAGGAGGGCCCCUGGUUUGCUUCGAGGAGAGUGGGAAGUGGUUCCAGGCCGGGAUCGUGAGCUGGGGUGAGGGCUGCGCUCGCCGCAACAAACCCGGUGUCUACUCUCGCGUCACCAAGUUGAGAAAAUGGAUCACAGAGAAGACAGGCAUUUUUACCAAUCAAUCAAAGUCUUCCCCCAACUCUUCAUCAACACCACGCAGUUAUUUGAUUUGAACGCCGACUAACCUUCCAAAUCGUCACCCACCUUGCAAAAAAGGAGCACAACAUGAAGAUGGUUGAGACCCAUAAAUGGUUGAACUGUGGAAAAAUACUUUGUGGUGUGGGUUCACUAACAUCUGCAAACCAAAUAUUGAAAUAAGUAUUAUUUAUUUUAAGGAGGAGAGUGUUUUGAAUAUGAAUGUUUCCUAAUAAAGACAAAAUACUUUAAGACUUGUACAAUUGAUUUGUAUUGCACACAUGUGUGUUCUAUUUGAGAGAGUGAUGAUGGCAAUAAACUGCUCUGAUUGGA